Molecule: messenger RNA, 1971 nt
Organism: Beauveria bassiana ARSEF 2860
Lineage: Eukaryota; Fungi; Ascomycota; Sordariomycetes; Hypocreales; Cordycipitaceae
Product: heat shock protein 70-2
Exons: 1
Coding region: 1-1971 (656 amino acids)
Biological process (GO): vesicle-mediated transport; cellular response to unfolded protein; protein refolding
Cellular component (GO): nucleus; cytosol; plasma membrane
Molecular function (GO): misfolded protein binding; ATP hydrolysis activity; ATP binding
Source: RefSeq, a predicted model, not a curated record
AUGACGACUUCCACUACCGCUGUCGGUAUCGAUCUCGGUACCACGUACUCUUGCGUCGGUAUUUUCCGUGAAGAUCGCUGUGACAUCAUCGCCAAUGACCAGGGCAACCGCACCACUCCCUCAUUCGUUGCCUUCACCGACACUGAGCGUCUCAUUGGCGAUGCCGCCAAGAACCAGGUCGCCAUGAACCCCCACAACACAGUCUUUGACGCCAAGCGUCUCAUUGGACGCAAGUUCUCAGACCCCGAGGUUCAGGCUGACAUGAAGCACUUCCCCUUCAAGAUUGUUGACAAGAAUGGCAAGCCCGUUAUCGAGGUCGAGUUCAAGGGCGAGCAGAAGACCUUCACCCCCGAGGAAAUCUCCUCCAUGGUCCUCACCAAGAUGCGCGAGACCGCUGAGGCUUACCUCGGCGGCACCGUGAACAACGCUGUCAUCACUGUCCCCGCCUACUUCAACGACUCUCAGCGUCAGGCCACCAAGGAUGCUGGUCUCAUUGCUGGCCUCAACGUCCUCCGCAUCAUCAACGAGCCUACCGCUGCUGCCAUUGCCUACGGUCUCGACAAGAAGGUUGCCGGUGAGCGCAACGUCCUCAUCUUCGAUCUUGGUGGUGGUACCUUUGAUGUCUCUCUUCUCACAAUUGAGGAGGGUAUCUUCGAGGUCAAGUCCACUGCUGGUGACACCCACUUGGGUGGUGAGGACUUUGACAACCGUCUCGUCAACCACUUCGUGAACGACUUCAAGCGCAAGAACAAGAAGGAUCUUUCCUCCAACGCCCGUGCUAUGCGUCGUCUCCGCACUGCUUGCGAGCGUGCCAAGCGCACCCUCUCGUCUUCCGCCCAGACCUCUAUUGAGAUCGACUCUCUCUUCGAGGGUAUUGACUUCUACACCUCCAUCACCCGUGCUCGUUUCGAGGAGCUCUGCCAGGACCUCUUCCGCUCUACCAUCCAGCCCGUCGACCGCGUUCUCGCUGAUGCCAAGAUCGACAAGAGCCAGGUCCACGAGAUCGUCCUCGUCGGCGGUUCCACCCGCAUUCCCCGCAUCCAGAAGCUCAUUACCGACUACUUCAACGGCAAGGAGCCCAACAAGAGCAUCAACCCUGACGAGGCUGUCGCCUACGGCGCCGCUGUCCAGGCCGCUAUCUUGUCUGGAGACACCUCCUCCUCCUCCACCAAGGAGAUUCUUCUCCUCGACGUUGCUCCCCUGUCUCUUGGUAUCGAGACUGCUGGUGGUAUGAUGACCAAGCUCAUUCCUCGCAACACCACCAUUCCCACCAAGAAGUCUGAAGUCUUCUCUACCUUCUCCGACAACCAGCCUGGUGUCCUUAUUCAGGUCUACGAGGGUGAGCGUCAGCGCACCAAGGACAACAACCUUCUCGGCAAGUUCGAGCUCACCGGUAUCCCCCCGGCUCCUCGCGGUGUUCCCCAGAUUGAGGUCACCUUCGAUCUCGAUGCCAAUGGUAUCAUGAACGUCUCCGCUGUCGAGAAGGGCACCGGCAAGUCCAACAAGAUUGUCAUCACCAACGACAAGGGCCGUCUCUCCAAGGAGGACAUUGAGCGCAUGCUUGCUGAUGCCGAGAAGUACAAGGAUGAGGAUGAGAAGGAGGGCCAGCGUGUCUCUGCCAAGAACGGUCUUGAGUCUUAUGCCUACUCUCUCCGCAACACUCUCGGCGACCCCAAGGUCGACGAGAAGAUUGAGGCUGAUGACAAGACCAAGCUCACUGCUGAGAUCGACAAGAUUGUCCAGUGGCUCGACGACAACCAGCAGGCUACCAAGGAGGAGUAUGAGGAGCACCAGAAGGAGCUCGAGGCUGUCGCCAACCCCAUCAUGAUGAAGUUCUACGGCUCUGGUGGUGAGGGUGGCAUGCCCGGCGGUAUGCCCGGCGGUGCCCCUGGCGGCUUCCCCGGUGCCGGUGCUGGUGGCGCUCCUGGCGCUGGCGGCGACGACGGCCCUACCGUCGAGGAGGUCGACUAA